UUGAAUAAUAAUUUUUGAUGGGUUUUUCCGAGUGAUUGACAAAUUUUCAAGGCUUUUGCAUUCUUAUACGUAGAUACUUUGAAUAUAGGAAACAAUAUUGGGUCUCCAUGUUGAGUGCAUGAGAUGCGGUUUUUGAACGGACUGAGCACGUGAUUUCUCAUGAUCAUUAUUGCAAAGUAGAUGAGAGGAUGACUCAUAAUCAGACGCAUUUACAAGCAAAAAAUGCAAACAAGACUUAGUAUGACAAAAUUAAUAUUCCAUCUUAUAGGAUCAACCUCGGGAUGAACUAUAGUCGUAAAUGUUAACAUGUACUCUUGCGAAUUUAUAGUUUUGUUAAAUGUUCCGUUGUCAGCCAAAAUAUUUGCUUUCACAACUGGAAAAACGAAGAAGAAAUGUUGGCACAUUAUACAGCGGCUAUGUAAACAUUAACUAACAUCGUGCAAUAGCACUCUAUUAUUAUUAUGAGUAUUAUUGUUAUCAUCAUUAUCAUCAUUACUAUUAUUCUUUUUAUUAAUACUGUAAUUAUAAGUAUGUUGCCAUUCGAAAGUGAGGAGUCAUACUCAUUAUAUGGGAAACCGACUAGGUCCAAUUGUAAUAAUCUCAAAGAGUACAAAACUGUACCAGAAGCGUCUGGAAACGACUCAACGUGACUCACAUCAUACGGAGCGUCGACUUUAUUGCCAAUGUGGUAUCGACAUUCGGAUGUAUGUUGCGUCAGUAUAAUAUCAAUUCACGUCAGUAUAAUAUCAAUUCAUAGCGAAUACAUCGUGCUUCUCAUGAGCUUCGCGGGUUACAUAUGGCGCACAUUACAUGGCAAAAUUGAAAAUGAAAUUUCUAUAGUUCAUGAAUAUUGCACUCAAUUCCUACACUCUCUUAAUUUUUCAGAGUUAUCUACACGGGUCAUUUUUUUAUAACAUUCUCCGCAUAAUUGAUUAUUUACCAUCCUGUUUUAAUGACAGUCAAAUUAAUUCAGUGGUCAGUUCAUAUACAUAGAUGAAGAUAUACAUAUUCGAACGGACUCGUGGACUCUUCUCCUACCAAAAUUUGUGGACAAUAUAGGAAGAUUAUUUGAAUUUCAAUCUGCUGAAAGUAAUCAGAAAUAAAAAUAUAACUCUUGCCGCAAGAGGCAAAUUAGUGAAAGGUAAAGCAUUUUCUCUGUGAAUGUCUGUAGGUGUAUUACCUACUAUAGGAAUUUGCCAAGUUAUUUAAAUUGAAUGUUCUCGAUUUUUUCCCAGUAGGUUCGACUGCCACGUAAAGUAGCCCAUUAUCGUUAUUAUUAUGAAUCGUACGCUGCACUUAGAUUUAUCGUUUCAAAUACAUCUUUGAUCAAUUUCACGUUGACAAUUUGUCACAGAUCAGCGGUUAGUUCAUGUAACUUAUCGUUGUAAUAGCGAGGCGGUAAAAAAGUGUAAUUUGCGAAGAUCUAUACGUCAGAUAAAACACGCUGAUUAUUCGUUCCGAGCGGAUAGUACCUCUGAUAUAGUUUAUCCCUAUUCUCGUACCGCAAUAAUAUUAUUCAGUCGUAUAACAUUUACAGUCCAUGAAUUAGUCGCGAACGGUUGGAAAGAAAUGCGAAUUGUUACCCCAGUUUCCGAAUUUUUCUUUCUAUUCUUUUCAACACUUCCCAUUUGUGCAUCUUCCGAAUACCACAAUACUUACUUCAGUCUGAUAACCAGCGUUCAUAGUUACUUCGGUACCUCUUGCGUGUUCGUCGUUCACGGAGCACAAGAAAGUAUGGGCGGAUUUCUGCGGAUACACGAACUCCUGAAAAAACUUUCCGAGGAUAAUGUCCUCGCGGUACCCGUGGAAAUUGGACGCCUCCACGAAACCAUGCAGUUUUAUUCAGGUCGUGUACUUCGUGCUUUGAUAGUAGUAGCUCUUCAGUCCACGGAAGUAGUCGGAAAAUUUUCAAACCUCACCAGUGCUUUUCACAUGACGUCGAUGUGUUGGCUCCUCAUAUUCGACGAAAAUGUUUACAGAGACAAUAGCCCGUCUCAUUUACCUGGGGAAAAUAUCUUCCAUCUCACUUUCAAUACCGAGAUGAUGGUCGCCAGAUCAAAUUAUUCCGUCAUCGAAGAGUGGUACUGGCUAAAAGAUAGAGUUCAAGUCGAUGAUCUGGCUCUGUGGGAUUUUGACAUGGAAUUCACCCUAUUGUCGAACGAAAGUCUUUACGAAAGGAGGGGCACUUUGGAAAAUUCGCCGAUCAUCGUCGCUACUCUAAAUAAUCCCCCUUUGAUUUCGUUCGUUAAUAACACGAACGGUGGACUAUUUGGGGAGAUACUGACGGAGCUUAGCAAAGCUAUAAAUUCUGAGCUGCGAUUCGUCGUUCCCAGUGAUCGUACCUACGGUAAUUGGAAGCCGCAUGAAAAACAAUGGACGGGAAUGAUUGAUAUGCUGAUCAAAGGAAAGGCCAAUAUCGCCGCAGGGGAUUUUACGAUCACAACUCAGAGGCUGGAAUUCGUAGAUUUCACACUACCCCUUAUUUCAACGAGCAACAAAUUGUACGUCCGGCAACCCGACGGUGGUAUACAGUGGUCCGCGUACUGGCAGACUUUUACCCCAGGAAUUUGGAUCUCCGUACAGUUGAUGAUACUCGUAACGACGAUCGUUCUCAUCCUGAUAGCUGGAUCGAAACGAUGCAUAUUCAAUACUUGUGCCGAAUAUUUGCUACUAGUAUUUGGAAUUUACUGCCAACAGGGACUGUCUCGUGUGUGGAGAUUUUUUUUCCCAUCGACAAUCGUCGAUGAUCAGUAUAAAUCAAAUUUUUUGAUUAUUCUUGCAGACUUUCCCGAAGACAUGCCGUCGCGCGUUACAUUCUUCUCGUUGUAUUUAUCAGCCUUGGUCGUCUGUGCCGCGUACGCGGCAUCGCUGAUAAGUUAUCUAACGGUCACACGCGAGUCGUUGCCAUUUUCAACAUUGGAAGGAUUCGUCAACGACGGUAGCUACAAGCUAAUAGUGUUCAAGAAUAGCGCCGAACACGACAUGUUGGAGCACGCAACAGAAACUGUGAUGAUCAAAAUGCGGUCAUUGUUGAAGUAUCGGUCUUUGUUGCCAACGACACUGGAAAGUGGAUUCCGUCAGGUGUGCGAAGAAAAAACUGCAUUCUUCGUUCCAGCGGCAUUGUACGACACGAUAAGUGACUAUUUGCCCUGCAAAUUGAUCGGUAUAGACACGAAGCAAAGGACCAGUUUGGCCAUGGCUCUGUCCAAGAGAAAUCCCUUCAACGGCUUGAUAAAUUAUCACAUCCAGCGAUUCCGGGACAACGGAAUUUUGAGUCGUCUGAAGCAAAAUUACGAAGUUGAAAAAGAACCAGUCGCCAAGUCCCUGUCCCAAGUGACGUUGUGGGGUGUGAUUCCGGUCCUGGCGAUUCUCGCGGGUGGCGUCGUCCUGGCUACAAUUAUACUUCUCACGGAGAGAAUGUUCUUCGGGAGGCGAAGACCCGCGGAAAAUUAGGGGCAAAAGUCGAAGAACGGCGAAACGAGAACGAGAAGAACGGAAACGCGGAUGUCUUCGAAGUCAGGCGCCGACGUCGGGUCGAAAACGUUCCGCCUCCGUCGAAAUUGAAAUUUUAAUGAUCGAAGAGUUAUGACGCGCAUUUUUUUCCACGUCUUUUUUUUUUCACCUGAUUGAGAAUCCGUGUAAAAUUGCCCAGUUAUGCGGGACGCGUAGGACGAUGAAUCGGAGAUUGAAAACUAGAUUUUGAAAGGUAAUGGCUCGACCUAUUCUCUCUCUCCGAUUUGUUAGGUGUCAUUUUUAUCCGAACAUCGGAUGCCGUGCGUUAGGAUUGACGGUAAUAAUAUUUAUCGCCGAUAGCUGAGGUAGUUUCAUGACUCACGUCAGCCGUGACCUUAUCUAAUGCAUUUUUCCAAUGUAGUUCACACUCAUAGACAAUUUGAAUGUAUUAAUCCUUCAUAUAAUCCAUACACCAAUUUGCUGAAUAAUUGGUGUCACGGACCGUUAAUUGUAACGAUUAUGUUGAAGUCGAAAUUGGUUGUUGAGGGAUAAUAAUCGUUACAGUUGAAUAUAUUUUUUUUUUAUCGUAGUGUAAAAAGUUGUGAUCCUUGAAAUUCCGCAUAUUAUACAUUUCGAGCCUAUCUCGAUGAUUCCUGAAAAUCUGUGUUAAUUUAUUACGACAAGCUCGUCACGCUCCUAUAAAUAACGCAUGUGCAGCGUACAAAUGAUUGCGGUUUGUCCGACAAGCCGAGGACUUUACACGAUUUUAUUUUUAUUUUUUUUCCUCUCUGUCAAGUUCUGGCUUAUCAUCACUCGACCUGUGACUCAUUCGACAAAAUCGAGAUAAAGAACGUACGCAUCGGUACAACUAAUUUUUUACAAUCGUUUCGUACAUGCUUCAUAUCUCGUUAUCAGUUAUCUAUAAUUUGUGAUCAUUAUCCAAUUUUAGUCAAAUUUGAUUCCUUUUCUUUCGUUUAUUUCAGAAGACAGAUCGACCCAGAUAUUUCCACAUGGGAAAACUUCAUUCCGAAUGUGUAACUCUCAAUUAUUCUGUUUUUUUUUUUUUCAAAGUAUCAACAGUCAGACUUACAGGAUAUCCGUACAACGUAGAUUAUAUCGCAUUACUUCAAUGACAAACGCUCAAUUUGCGUUCGAUCCGUUCAAAGGGUUGUAAUAAUUAGGUAUGAAAAUGUAUCGCUAUUCUUUGUCCGAUUUUGCCGUUGCU
This is a messenger RNA of Athalia rosae (coleseed sawfly), 4678 nucleotides long. RefSeq names its product glutamate receptor 1-like. Gene Ontology annotation, cellular component: membrane. Gene Ontology annotation, molecular function: glutamate-gated receptor activity. The transcript is spliced from 7 exons. Bases 1570 to 3453 code for a protein of 627 amino acids. Lineage: Eukaryota; Metazoa; Arthropoda; Insecta; Hymenoptera; Athaliidae. The record is from RefSeq and is a predicted model, not a curated record.